Strongylus vulgaris is the source of this 312-nucleotide messenger RNA. NCBI's taxonomy places the organism in Eukaryota, Metazoa, Nematoda, Chromadorea, Rhabditida, Strongylidae. The record is from the annotation of a GenBank genome assembly.
UUGCAUGUAGUUAUCUUUUGGUUUUCAGAGGAUGAACUCAAUCAAAAUGAUGAAACGAAAGGAGAAGAAGACAAAAAUCCACCUACUUCACCAAGUUCAAAGACUCUACAUGAUUUCCCUCAUCACAUUGUAGACGAUGUGUUGGAAGAGAACGAAGAUGAAGGGGGAGAAGAGACUAAGGCAAAAUCAGGGAUGGCAGGGCCUUCCGAGACAACUCAGAUGUCAUCAAACGUUGGAACAGAACAGGACAGUACUCCAUCGCCAACAACCAACGCCAAUGAGUCCACAACCAAAAGGAAAACGGUAACUUAG